Heterotrigona itama is the source of this 6584-nucleotide messenger RNA. The record is from the annotation of a GenBank genome assembly. Lineage: Eukaryota; Metazoa; Arthropoda; Insecta; Hymenoptera; Apidae.
AUGUCUAGGAUUUCAUCAAAGGAGUACUUUACCCCGGCAUUUAUAAUGUCAUCUGUACAGCGGGCUUUUACUCAGAAAUUGAGUAAACAGCAUGCAGCUGAUGUUAGACGUCAGAUUGCUACCUCUACCUCGUAUUCACGUGAUCUGUCAAAGAGUGGCAGUUCAUUUUCAGGCUUUUCUUCCACGGUACAUCCCGAAAUGCAAUUUGUCUACACAAGUUGUGACUCGCACAUUAAUAUGUCACUGUGUGAGGUGUUAGAGCCUCUAGACUAUGAAGAAUUUUUGGCUCAACAUCAGUCAGUUCUUGACCGUGAUCCACUCAAAUCAAUAUUAGAUUUCCCACCUGGGGAUGUUGAAUUAAAAGUUGUAAAAAGGAAAAUUAGAACAGAGGAACCAGUUGUGCCUCAUGAAUCUAUGGAUACGGUAUCUCCUUACGUCAGAAGAUGUAUUGAAAGUUUCACUUCAGAUUGGGUAAUAGUACAUAGAAAAUAUAAACGUAGAGUUUCUCCCAUAGCGAGAGACAGACUUCUUCAAGAUACUCCAAGACAAGAUUUUGAGGUGGAUCAAGAGGAUACAAAUGGUUCAGGAUCACCAAACGAAGAAGAGGAUUUAUCUAAUUGUGGAGACACGCCGAGAGGAUCCUGGGCAAGUUUGGAUUUAAGGCAUUCACAACAUGAUCCCCUUCUUCCAAGCUUGCUAGACAGAGUUUGUCCAGAGACCAUUGAUCAAAUGAAUGAACAAAAACGAUCAGAAGAUCGUCAAGAAGCAUUAUUUCCACUUUAUGCACCUCCAGCUUCUCCAGAUGAUGAGUGGCAGGAGAUUGGUACAGCACCAGAACCUACAGAACCCUUCUCACACAAAAUUCUUGUAAAGUGUCUUCAACUGAAAUUAGAAUUGGAGGUUGAACCUAUUUUUGCAAGUUUAGCUUUAUAUGAUGCCAAAGAGAAGAAGAAGGUAUCCGAAAACUUUUAUGUAGAUAUGAAUUCAGAAGGUUUAAAAAGAAUGCUUGGUGGUCAUAUUGCGUACAGUGAUGCCAGCACCUUGGCAAGAAGCUGUGUCAUGAGUAUCAGCAAGCCUAGUCCAGACUUAUUUUUAGUUGUUAGACUUGAGAAAGUAUUACAAGGUGAUAUCUCAGAAUGUGCUGAACCUUAUUUACGCGAAGAUAAAAAUAAAGAAAAAGUGAGAGCAGCUGCUGCAGCUGCUUGUGAGCGUUUAGGUCGAUACAGAAUGCCACUUGCGUGGACUGCCAUCCACAUUUCUGGCGUAAUAGGUGGUGGUGGAGAUACAGAUAGCACAGGAAGUGCCGGGUCUUUGGACAGGAAAUCGGGCGGAUUAGAGCAAUGGCGUAAAAAAGUAGAACCACCUGCUAGAAGAGGAUCGUUAGAAAGAAGAAGUUCAGAUAAAAGACGUAGCUGGUCGCCGGAUGACUUUGCGAACUGUCUUGAUACAUUUAGGCCCAUCACAUUGACUGUUUCAAGUUUCUUUAAACAAGAAAGUGAACGACUAAGAGACGAAGAUUUAUACAAACUUCUAGUCGAACUACGAAGACCUGGUUCUAACUUGAAACGAUUAAAAUGUCUACCGGGUAUAUUGAAAUUGGACCUUAGUCCUAGGCCCGAAGAAUUGCCCAGGUGUUUGGAUCCUGAUCUCAGAAGGCUAGUGCCAUAUCCCGACGAAAAAAGUCGACCAGUCAAAGAGAUACUUGAAUUUCCAAGCGAAGUCAUUUCACCAGACUUGACGUACCGCAAUCUUCUAUACAUUUAUCCAAAAGAAGCAAAUUUCAGUUCAAGAACUGGUUCUGCGCGAAACAUCGCCGUGAGAAUUCAACUCAUGGGUGGCGAACAGGAGGCUGAUGCGCUCACGGCCAUUUUCGGGAGAUCAUCCUGUCCCGAAAUGACUCACGAGUGCUUCACAUCUGUCUGCUAUCACAAUAAGAAUCCAAACUUCUACGACGAAAUGAAAAUCCGACUUCCCGCUGAUUUGAGUGCAAAGCAUCAUUUGCUGUUUACGUUUUAUCAUAUCAGCUGUCAGAAGAAGGCAGAACAACCGAAUGUCGAGACUGCUGUAGCGUACACGUGGCUGCCACUUUUGAGAGAUGGCCAUCUACAAUCAGGCGAAUUCAGUCUACCGGCAAUGCUGGACCCACCACCAGCAAACUACUCGUACAUUGCGCCCGAUGUUCUUUUACCUGGUACGAGAUGGGUGGACGCUCACAGAGGUGUCUUUACCGUAAUUCUGGAACCAGUCUCCAGUGUUCAUCCCCAAGACAAAUACAUUGAUAGAUUCCUAUCGCUGUGUGGUUUCUUGGAAACUGGCCAAGUGCCUCCACGCAUCGGUGAAGCGGGAAUGGAAUCGGAAUUAAAGUCAGCUUUACUGGAAUUGGCAAGAGCAUCGCAUUCUGCUCUAGUACGAUCGCUACCUCAGUUGCUGGAUCAAUUGAUAUCCCUAUUGGUUCGACCGCCAACAUUACCAUCCCAGCCGCUGAACGUGGCAGCUACGGUGUUCGAGGCUAUAGGUUUGUUGGUACGAAAUAUUACCAAUCUGCCUGAUGGUCAAUUAGAUGCUCACGGGAGGCACGCCCUUCUGGCUACGUACGUCGCUUAUCAAUGCUCUUUGCCACGAAUGACGCACGCCCCUGGCAUCGUGCGGGCUCAGAGCAAUCCCGACCUACCUCUGGAAGAUCUAGAAAUGGAGGUGCACUCCAGAGGAUUGGAUCGGACCGCCUCGAUGCGACAAGAAUCACCUUCCAUAAAUAGCCAGCCUACCAGAAGACUUCUGCACGAAGAACUAGCGUUGCACUGGGUGGUAUCGACGGGACAGGCCCGAGAAUUGGCCGUUACGUAUUCGUGGUUCUUUUUAGAAUUGAUCGUUCGUUCUAUGGUUGUAACAUUAUCGGAAAUAGGGAUGUUGGAGGCUCCGCGAAAGUCCAGAUUCUCCCCGCAAUUCUGCGACGACAUCGCUACACUCACUGCAGCGUUGACGUCAGAAGUGAUCUCACGUUGCGGAAAGGAGAACAGAGUACCUAAUAAUCUGACCUCGAGCCUAGGCAAUUUUCUCUCUGAUCUACUGUCAGUGAUGGACAGAGGAUUCCAUUACGUGGCAUUGAAUCUGCCGUUUGGAACCGGAUACACGUCCGGAUCCGCACCAGCUUCACCUAGCCCGUCAACUGGCAGUUCCGGUAGCCUAAUAUCUACCUUAGUACCCGGAGAUCGAGCUAGGUUUUCCGAACUCAGUCAGGAAUUUCGGCAGCAACACUUUUUGGUAGGAAUUGUUUUAUCGGAUUUAUCGAACACCCUAGAGAUACCGAACCCCAUGCUUCAAAACAAAGCCAUUGGGACCAUCCGGCAUCUAAUGGCGUGCCAUGACGUUGAUUCGCGAUAUUCCGAUCCUGCCGCGAAAGCCAGAGUCGCCGCUCUCUAUCUACCACUUCUCAACAUUAUAAUGGAUGCUCUGCCGCAGCUCUAUCAUUGGGAUUCGAAGGACAAGAGCGUUUAUCCCGAUGAGUCUGGUUCUAUUACACAGUCUGUGGCUUUAGCCAUAGCGGGUGGAGUUUCCGCGGACACGGCAGGAACUCAGUGUAGAGUUUCUUUGAGUUCAGAGGCUACGAGACAUCUGUUGAUGUGUGUCUUGUGGGUGCUCAAGGGAUUGGAACAGUCUGCCUUGGCACAGUGGUGCUCAGAGCUAAGCUCCAGGCGUAUACUGUGCCUCCUUCAAGUUCUCAAUAUUGCCACUGCGGCUUUUGAAUACAAAGGGAAAAAAGCGUUAAAAAGACUGCCACCGCAGGCUGCGGCCACAAGCGAUAUUCGAUCUAGGUUAGAGGAUGUGAUUCUUGGUCAAGGAAGUGCCAGAAGCGAGAUGAUGCUGAGAAGAAAGGAAAGAAUGAGCGGAGACAAACUUAGAUGGCGUAAAGAUCAGAUGCCUUACAGAUCCUGUGAACAAUCAGAAGGAAGAGCUGUGGAGCAAGAUGCUCAUAUAGAAGGUGCCUUAGCAGCGGAAGCCUCUCUGGUGGUUCUGGACACUUUGGAAACAGUUGUCCAAGCUGAUGGAGGAGGAGGUGCAGUUGUAGGAGCCGUAUUAAAAGUGCUUUUGAGAGCACUAGCAAGAAAUCAGAGCACAUCCGUGCUACAACACAUGUUUAACACUCAACGAGCUUUGGUGUUCAAGUAUCACAGUGCUCUGUUUGACGAGGAAAGCGAAAGAUGCGGCGAUCUGUGUUUAACGUUACUCACUAGAUGCAGUUCACCUUUAAGUGCUAUACGCAGCCAUGCUGCUGCCAGUCUUUAUCUAUUGAUGAGGCAAAAUUUCGAAAUUGGCAACAACUUUGCCAGAGUUAAAAUGCAAGUCACGACGUCCUUGUCGGCUCUUGUCGGAAGAGGGAGGGCUCCUAGCGAAGGAGCACUCAGAAGAGCGUUAAAAACAGUACUGGUGUACGCUGAGAGAGAUACAGAACUAGCAGACACAAGCUUUCCGGAACAAGUGAAGGAUCUUUUGUUUAAUCUACACAUGAUACUGUCCGAUACUGUCAAAAUGAAGGAAUUCCAAGAGGAUCCAGAAAUGCUUUUAGAUCUUAUGUACAGAAUUGCAAAGGGAUAUCAAGGUUCACCGGACCUUAGACUCACAUGGCUGGCAAAUAUGGCUCAACAACACAUGGAAAGAAAGAAUCACACAGAGGCAGCUAUGUGUUUAGUGCAUAGUGCUGCUUUGGUAGCAGAAUAUUUACACCUUUUAGAGCCAGGAGGUGGAGGACGUCCAGUAGGAGCAGUUGCUUUAGCUCCUGUCACUCCAAAUGCAUUAGAAGAGAGUGCAGUAGGUGAUGACGUACUGGCAAGAAGAGAGGAAGGUUUAUGCUUAGGACCAGAUUUCUCAGAAAGUGGUUUAGCUGGUUUGCUGGAACAUGCUGCCAGCUCUUUUCAUACAGCUGGAAUGUAUGAAGCCAUCCCUGACGUGUACAAGGUGCUACUUCCAAUAGCAGAAGCUGCACACGAUUACAAAAAAUUGGCUAAUAUUCAUGGGAAACUUCAUGAAGCAUACACACGAGUAGAACAACUAGCGGGAAAACGAGUGUUUGGAACGUAUUUCCGAGUGGGAUUCUACGGUGGACGUUUUGGUGAUCUUGCUGGUGAAGAGUUCGUUUACAAAGAACCUACUCUGACGAAGUUACCAGAGAUAUUUUCGAGACUCGAGAACUUCUAUGCUGAACGAUUCGGCGCGGAGAACAUUGUGAUAAUAAAAGAUUCGAACCCUGUGGACUCCAGUAAAUUAGAACCGGAUAAAGCGUAUGUACAGAUUACAUAUGUGGAGCCAUACUUCGAGCCACAUGAACUCAGGCAUAGACCAACUAUUUUUCAUAGGAAUUUUAAUAUUAAGCGAUUUGUAUAUGCAACGCCAUUUACACCUGGUGGUAAAGCUCAUGGAGAAUUGAGAGAACAAUGCAAACGUAAAACCAUCCUGACAGUGGCUACGCAUUUUCCUUACUUAAAGACAAGAAUUCGCGUGGUUGCUAGAAAGCAAAUAGUUUUAAGUCCAAUUGAAGUUGCAAUUGAAGAUAUACAAAAGAAAACUGCAGAGGUUGCAGCAGCCACAGCUCAAGAACCACCUGAUGCAAAGAUGCUGCAGAUGGUUCUUCAAGGCUGCAUUGGGACAACAGUUAAUCAAGGUCCUGCAGAAGUUGCAGUUGUGUUUCUUUCUGGAUUAAGGGAACAAAAUGCACAGCCCACUAGGCUGCAACAUAAAUUACGCCUGUGUUUCAAAGAUUUCUCGAAGAAAUGUCUGGAUGCUUUGAGAAGAAACAAAAAUCUAAUUGGACCAGAUCAAAGAGACUAUCAAAGAGAAUUGGAAAGAAAUUACCAAAGAUUAACGGAAAGACUUUCACCUCUUAUUGCAUGGAGUGGGCCUUCAUUAGCAAAUCAACAAAGCAUGCCAUCAACUUCACCACGUUGGUAAAGUGACUGAAUGCUACUGAUUAAUAUUUACCAAAGAUCACUGAUAUAAGUAUUUAAUGUUCAAAAAAUAUCAGCGUGUGCUCUUACACACACACACACACAUUGUAUUUACAUUCAUUCAUUUUUGUAAUGAUGAAGCAUUUUGACUUGCUGCUAUACAGAAUGUCUGUCUUGAACAGUUUAAAACUAAAACUUGACAAUUUAAUACUGCGUUCACAUGUAAAGUAAAACUAGGACUAUAUUGAAAACAAUUACCAGUCCAGUAAUUAGAAAAAGACAACUUGUUUGAUACAUCAGAUUUUUUGGUAAUAAUAAGAUGAUAGUGUUAUCUGUCAUAAAAAUAGUUCAUUCUUUUAGAUAGAUGAAAUGAAAUACAUGGGAAUUGAAAUUUUGUUUUUUACAGUCUUUUAUAUACAGUGCUUUUUCGCUAAACUUUACGUGACCAUAGUUAAUUGCUAGGCAAGCAAGAAUGUCAGUACUAAAAAGUUAUAUAAAUAAUUUUCUAUGCCUUUUCAAUAAUAAUGUAAAUGAAUAUUGUUUUCAACUAUCUGACAGUAUAUAGUCAAUCUAAUUACAUACAUAAAUUUAUUAACUGUAUUUAUAUCUUGCAUUGCAAUGCAUAACACACUGCUUUAAAGUAUA